Phoenix dactylifera (date palm) is the source of this 1166-nucleotide messenger RNA. RefSeq names its product ras-related protein RIC1-like. Gene Ontology annotation, molecular function: GTPase activity; GTP binding. NCBI's taxonomy places the organism in Eukaryota, Viridiplantae, Streptophyta, Magnoliopsida, Arecales, Arecaceae. The record is from RefSeq and is a predicted model, not a curated record.
UGUCUACAAAUACCUCUCAAGUCCCAACCCCUCUCGCCCCCUUUCCUUUCCCCUAUUCUAUUCCCAGGAGGUGGAAGAAGAGCUCGGCCCCUAGCUUUCGUUCAAUUCCUUCCCCCCUGGUCUCCCAAAGAGGCUUUCUAGGGUUCGAAAGGUCGAUCUCAGUUCCAGCUCCUCCGCCAUGAAUCCCGAAUAUGACUAUCUUUUCAAGCUUCUGCUUAUUGGAGAUUCAGGGGUUGGAAAGUCAUGCCUACUAUUAAGAUUUGCGGAUGAUUCGUAUUUAGAGAGUUAUAUCAGUACUAUUGGUGUUGAUUUUAAAAUUCGUACAGUAGAGCAGGAUGGGAAAACCAUAAAACUUCAAAUUUGGGACACAGCUGGACAGGAGCGCUUCAGGACAAUCACAAGCAGCUACUACCGCGGUGCCCAUGGCAUAAUUGUGAGUUCUGUCAUCAUAUCUCAGUUGUCAUGUAAUUGCAUUUCAAUGCUUCAAAAUACAGUCUGGGUUGAUGGUCUGUCCUUGCAGGUUGUUUAUGAUGUAACUGACCAAGAGAGUUUCAAUAAUGUCAAGCAAUGGCUAAAUGAGAUAGAUAGGUACGCAAGCGACAAUGUGAACAAGCUUUUGGUAGGAAACAAAUGUGAUCUGGAUGCUGAUAGGGUGGUUUCCUAUGAAACUGGGAAGGCAUUUGCCGAUGAGAUUGGGAUACCAUUACUGGAGACCAGUGCCAAGGAUGCCACUAAUGUAGAGAAGGCAUUUAUGACCAUGACAGCAGAGAUAAAGAAUCGGAUGGCGAGCCAACCAGCUACGAAUGCCAGCAAACCAGCUACGAUACGAAUGCAAGGUCGGCCUGUUGCCCAGAAGAGCAGCUGUUGCUCUUAGGUUCAACUUCUUGCUCCACCUCAAAUGUUUUCUCCAAUGAACAAGUCCAUAAAGUUGCUGGGUGGGAGCAGCAAAACAUUGUGGGGUACCGGUCGCUUCUUUUAUGUGUACAUAUGGUGAAAAUUUUCAGAAACCAUGCACGGUUUGGAAGUGUUAAGCACAAACACGUUCACCAUGUUUGUUUAAAAACAAAAGGAGUAUGUUCAAAAUGGCCUAAUUCUUCCAGAUUCUUAAAAAUGGUCCUAUGCUUUAUUAUAUGGUGCAGACGGCCUUGUACUGCCGGCGUUGUCAA